Molecule: messenger RNA, 5286 nt
Organism: Oncorhynchus mykiss (rainbow trout)
Lineage: Eukaryota; Metazoa; Chordata; Actinopteri; Salmoniformes; Salmonidae
Source: RefSeq, a predicted model, not a curated record
UUUCGUGACGUAUAAUGGACUGGACGGACGCUUCUUCAGGAACAACAAGGCGCCAACUCUUUCAACCACGUCGGUAGCUUGCUAGCCAACAUAAAACUGAAAGAUUGACGUUUUAGACCAUGCUAAUGUACAUUAUCUAAUCUCAGUGUUUUAAACGAUUUUCGGUUAACGUAUCAACUGGUUCAAUUUGCAAACGUGUUAAAGAUUGAUACUGAGCCUAGCACUAGGCUAGACGCUAAUGCUAGCUAGCUAGCUAACAUCCCUGACCAUGAGCUCACUAAACUACUCCUCCCUUACUAAUGAAGAGGGGGUCUGCUGUAUGGAGAAAGAAUCUUUCAGAAUGAAAAAGGAGGAAGAGGAGGCUGUUAUAGUGAAAGAAGAGAAAGAACCGUUUAGAGAGGAAGAUGAUGCUAUCUCAAUAAAGGUGAAGGAGGAAGACUUUUUGGGAGUGAAAGAGGAAGAGACAGAAUAUCAGAUUAACACCAGAGAGACACAUGACUAUCGUGGAUCCUCUGGGAAGCCUCAACAACAUCCUGAUGCUGACGAGGAAGAGAAGAGUCUCUCCAGAUCAGAACACCAGAUGGACAACGCUAGCCCUUCCACCCUCUCGGAGUCCCCGUGUCAUGCCUCUCCUGUUAGCACCUUGCUGCUGGUGGACUGCAGGAAAACAAUGGGGCUGAGUGGAACUGUGGGAGGAGGAGAAGAGAGGAAAGGAUCAGAUUUGACUCAAAGAGAAAGACCAGACUCAGAGGAACCAGAGCCAGGGACGUCCAAACCAGCAAGACGACACCAGUGCUCCCACUGUGGAAAGGGUUGUAACCGGUUAUGGGACGUGAAACAACAUGAGAAAAUACACACAGGGGAGAAGACUUACCACUGCUCCCAGUGUGGAAAGAGUUUUAACCAGAAAGCACACCUGAAAGCUCAUGAGAGAAUACACACAGGGGAGAAGCCUUACCACUGCUCCCAGUGUGGAAAGUGUUUCAACCGGCCAGGGCAUCUGAAACUGCACGAGAGAAUACACACAGGGGAGAAGCCUUAUCACUGCUCCCGGUGUGGAAAUAGUUUUAACGAUUUAGGGAAACUGAAACGACAUGAGAGAAUACACACAUGGAAGAAGCCUUAUCACUGCUCCCAGUGUGGAAAGUGUUUUAUUGGUUUAGGGAAACUGAAACGACAUGAGAGAAUACACACAGGGGAGAAGCCUUACCACUGCUCCCAGUGUGGAAAGGGUUUUAAUGAGAAAUCAAACCUGAAAGUUCACGAGAGAAUACACACAGGGGAGAAGCCUUGCCACUGCUCCCAGUGUGGAAAGAGUUUUAACAAUUUAGGGAACCUAAAACAACAUGAGAGAAUACACACAGGGGAGAGGCCUUACCACUGCUCCCAGUGUGGAAAGUGUUUCAACCGGCCAGGGCAUCUGAAACUGCACGAGAGAAUACACACAGGGGAGAAGCCUUAUCACUGCUCCCGGUGUGGAAAUAGUUUUAACGAUUUAGGGAAACUGAAACGACAUGAGAGAAUACACACAGGGAAGAAGCCUUAUCACUGCUCCCAGUGUGGAAAGAGUUUUAUCGGUUUAGGGAAACUGAAACGACAUGAGAGAAUACACACAGGGGAGAAGCCUUACCACUGCUCCCAGUGUGGAAAGGGUUUUAAUGAGAAAUCAAACCUGAAAGUUCACGAGAGAAUACACACAGGGGAGAAGCCUUACCACUGCUCCCAGUGUGGAAAGAGUUUUAACAAUUUAGGGACCCUGAAACAACAUGAGAAAAUGCACACAGGGGAGAAGCCUUACCACUGUUCCCAAUGUGGAAAGUGUUUCGUCUGUUCGGGGGAGCUGAAACAACAUGAGAGAAUACACACAGGAGAGAAGCCUUACCACUGCUCCCAAUGUGGAAAGAGUUUCAACCAGAAAGCAAACCUGAAAGUUCAUGAGAGAAUACACACAGGAGAGAAGCCUUACCACUGCUCCCAAUGUGGAAAGAGUUUCAACCAGAAAGCAAACCUGAAAGCUCAUGAGAGAAUACACACAGGAGAGAAGCCUUACCACUGCUCCCAAUGUGGAAGGUGUUUCAACCAGUCGUGGGCGCUGAAACAACACGAGAGAAUACACACAGGAGAGAAGCCUUACCACUGCUCCCAAUGUGGAAAGUGUUUCAACCAGUCGAGGGAGCUGAAACAACAUGAGAGAAUACACACAGGAGAGAAGCCUUACCACUGCUCCCAAUGUGGAAAGUGUUUCAACCAGAGAGUAAACCUGGAAGCUCAUGAGAGAAUACACACAGGAGAGAAGCCUUACCACUGCUCCCAGUGUGGAAAGAGUUUCAACCGGAAAGCAAACCUGAAAGCUCAUGAGAGAAUACACACAGGAGAGAAGCCUUACCACUGCUCCCAAUGUGGAAAGUGUUUCAACCAGUCGGGGGAGCUGAAACAUCAUGAGAGAAUACACACAGGAGAGAAGCCUUACCACUGCUCCCAAUGUGGAAAGUGUUUCAACCGGUCGGGGGAGCUGAAAGAACAUGCGAGAAUACACACAGGAGAGAAGCCUUACCACUGCUCCCAAUGUGGAAAGUGUUUCAUCCAUUCAGGGGAUCUGAAACGACAUGAGAGAAUACACACGGGAGAGAAGCCUUACCACUGCUCCCAAUGUGGAAAGUGUUUCAACCAGAGAGGAAACCUGAAAAAGCAUGAGAAAAUGCACACAAGGGAGAAGCCUUACCACUGCUCCCAGUGUGGAAAGAGUUUUCACCAGAAAGCACACCUGAAAGCUCAUGAGAGAAUACACACAGGAGAGAAGCCUUACCACUGCUCCCAAUGUGGAAAGUGUUUCAACCAGUCGGGGGAGCUGAAACAACAUGAGAGAAUACACACAGGAGAGAAGCCUUACCACUGCUCCCAAUGUGGAAAGUGUUUCAACCAGAGAGUAAACCUGAAACAACAUGAGAGAAUACACACAGGAGAGAAGCCUUACCACUGCUCCCAGUGUGGAAAGAGUUUCAAUCGGAAAGCAAACCUGAAAGCUCAUGAGAGAAUACACACAGGAGAGAAGCCUUACCACUGCUCCCAAUGUGGAAAGUGUUUCAACCAGUCGGGGGAGCUGAAACUACAUGAGAGAAUACACACAGGAGAGAAGCCUUACCACUGCUCCCAUUGUGGAAAGUGUUUCGUCCAUUUGGAGGUGCUGAAACAGCAUGAGAGAAUACACACAGGGGAGAAGCCUUACCACUGCUACCAGUGUGGAAAGGGUUUCAACCAGAGAGGAAACCUGAAACUGCAUGAGAGAAUACACACAGGAGAGAAGCCUUACCACUGCUCCCAAUGUGGAAAGCGUUUCGUCCGUUCGGUGGAGCUGAAACAACACGAGAGAAUACACACAGGAGAGAAGCCUUACCACUGCUCCCAGUGUGGAAAGAGUUUCAGCCGGAAAGCAUUCCUGAACCAACACGAGAGAAUACACACAGGGGAGAAGCCUUACCACUGCUCCCAGUGUGGAAAGCGUUUCAACCAUUCAGGGAAGCUGAAUCGGCAUGAGAGAAUACACACAGGAGAGAAGCCUUACCACUGCUCCCAAUGUGGAAAGUGUUUCAACCAGUCGGGGGAGCUGAAACAACACGAGAGAAUACACACGGGAGAGAAGCCUUACCACUGCUCCCAGUGUGGAAAGCGUUUCAACCAUUCAGGAAAGCUGAAACGGCAUGAGAGAAUACACACAGGAGAGAAGCCUUACCACUGCUCCCAAUGUGGAAAGUUCUUCAGCCAGAUAGGAUACCUGAAACAACAUGAGAGAAUACACACAGGGGAAAAGCCUUACCACUGCUCCCAGUGUGGAAAGUGUUUCAACAAUUCAGGGACGCUGAAACGACAUGAGAGAAUACACACAGGGGAGAAGCCUUACCACUGCUCCCAGUGUGGAAAGAGUUUUCACCAGAAAGCACACCUGAAAGCUCAUGAGAGAAUACACACAGGAGAGAAGCCUUACCACUGCUCCCAAUGUGGAAAGUGUUUCAACCAGUCGGGGGAGCUGAAACAACAUGAGAGAAUACACACAGGAGAGAAGCCUUACCACUGCUCCCAAUGUGGAAAGUGUUUCAACCAGAGAGUAAACCUGAAACAACAUGAGAGAAUACACACAGGAGAGAAGCCUUACCACUGCUCCCAGUGUGGAAAGAGAGAGAAGCCUUACCACUGCUCCCAAUGUGGAAAGUGUUUCAACCAGUCGGGGGAGCUGAAACUACAUGAGAGAAUACACACAGGAGAGAAGCCUUACCACUGCUCCCAUUGUGGAAAGUGUUUCGUCCAUUUGGAGGUGCUGAAACAGCAUGAGAGAAUACACACAGGGGAGAAGCCUUACCACUGCUACCAGUGUGGAAAGGGUUUCAACCAGAGAGGAAACCUGAAACUGCAUGAGAGAAUACACACAGGAGAGAAGCCUUACCACUGCUCCCAAUGUGGAAAGCGUUUCGUCCGUUCGGUGGAGCUGAAACAACACGAGAGAAUACACACAGGAGAGAAGCCUUACCACUGCUCCCAGUGUGGAAAGAGUUUCAGCCGGAAAGCAUUCCUGAACCAACACGAGAGAAUACACACAGGGGAGAAGCCUUACCACUGCUCCCAGUGUGGAAAGCGUUUCAACCAUUCAGGGAAGCUGAAUCGGCAUGAGAGAAUACACACAGGAGAGAAGCCUUACCACUGCUCCCAAUGUGGAAAGUGUUUCAACCAGUCGGGGGAGCUGAAACAACACGAGAGAAUACACACGGGAGAGAAGCCUUACCACUGCUCCCAGUGUGGAAAGCGUUUCAACCAUUCAGGAAAGCUGAAACGGCAUGAGAGAAUACACACAGGAGAGAAGCCUUACCACUGCUCCCAAUGUGGAAAGUUCUUCAGCCAGAUAGGAUACCUGAAACAACAUGAGAGAAUACACACAGGGGAAAAGCCUUACCACUGCUCCCAGUGUGGAAAGUGUUUCAACAAUUCAGGGACGCUGAAACGACAUGAGAGAAUACACACAGGGCAGAAGCCUUACCACUCCUCCCAGGGUGCAAAGCUUUUGCCCAUUUAGGAAGCCUGAAAGAACACAUUAGACUGCACACAGAGGAGAAGGCUUAGAAAAGCUCAGACUGUGGGAAAACAUAGUACUCAUAACAGUCAUUUAAACGUCAUUAGAGAAUCCACACCGGAGAGAGAAAUUACUUCUCUUAGCGUGUAUAUUGAUAUUUCACAUCACAUUGGCUUAAAAUUCAUCAGAGAACAUACACAGUGCUCCCAUUGUCUUAUAUUGUUGAC